UAUAUACAUACUGGUAAAAAUCAAAAUUUGUUGAUUAGAUGGAGAUGAACAAGCGUGAUUCAUAUGCGGAAAACCCAAGAAAACGAAAGCAGAAACAUGAGAGAACUGAUGAUGCCUUUCGUGUUAAGAGACGACGCAAGACCGCCGCACGCAAUGUGUUCGAUAAAUUGCCCGACGACAUUCUUAUUGCAAUUCUAUCUCAUAUGAGCCUCAAAGAUGCAGUGAGAGCUAGUGUUCUCUCUCAUAGAUGGAGAAAUUUGUGGAAGUUUACAUCGAGGGCGUUGGUGUUUUCCGAUAGGGAUACUCCCACCGGGGCUAGAAUGGACAUUCGAAAGUUCCAAGUUUUGCUGGCACGUGAGUUGGAGUUGAAUCAAUCUACAGGUCUCGAUAGCUUGAUUAUUCGUUUCUCCAAUAGAUGUAAAUACACCACAUCAGACAUCAUCGACGAUUGGAUAUUUCUCGCCAUGCAAAAAGACUUGAAAAACCUCGAAUUGGAUUUCUCGGUCAGACCUCGAUUCCGUUACAGAUAUAAAUUUCCCGACGCUUGCGAGGUGGUAUUUGAACACGCUACCGAGACGUGGUUAUGUGGCUUCUCGACUAGGGCCCGAACUCUUAAAGAACUUGGUGUUUUCGCCUCACUAAGAACCGUUAAAUUGGUCGAUGUUAGUAUCAAGGAUGAGGUCGUUCACCAUUUUCUUUCGUGUGCUUGUAUCGAACAAUUAUGCAUAAGGGGUUCCAGAUCUACGAAAAAUCUUCGAGUUGUCGAUCCAUUACCAUACUUGAAGCAAUUGGAAAUAUCCAACUGUAGGAAAAUCCGAAGUUUGGUGAUAUCUGCAAAGAAUCUUGUCUCGUGUACUUACCAAGGAAGAAGGAAAAUCAGUUUUCCGUUCAAGGAAAACCCAAAUCUCACCGAACUAACUCUUGAUGGGCCGCUCUGUGAAUCCUUCAUUUAUGAACCUAAAAACCACUCAAGCUAUUCGUUUCAAUUGACGGACCUUGUGUUGAAGCUUCAAAUUUCAAGCUUUGAGAGAACAAUUGCUCCAACUGAUUCGCCUCGGUUGUAUGCUCUCACGAGCCUGGAACUGAACAUUGUGUCGGAAGUUGAUCGAAGCCUUCUCUUUUUCUUAUCAUUGACCAAGUCAUCUCCUCACUUACACCACCUUAAGAUCAAGAUAGACUACUUAGUGUCAUUCCCACCGAUCUUCAAGCGAAUGGUACUCAAUUCAACUCUGACUUGUGUCAAUUGUCCUAAUAGUGAACACUUCACAAUCAAAAUGUAUCAUUCCGGCAAGUUUCUAAACCUCAGUGGAAGGUGUUAUUUGGCUGGAGAUAUUCACUUCUUCGAUUACUGCUCAGUGGAUGAAAUGUCUAUGAUAGAGCUUACUGAGAUGGCCAAGGAGUUAGAUUUGAAAGAUGUAGUUGAAAGGGUGGCUGCAAUUUAUGUUCAACAUCAAAGCGUUGAAGAGUCAGGCAAUGAGAAUUUGGGUGAGUCAUCUGCACAAUUUCCAGAAGUAAAUGAACCAGUUGGUUAUGCAGGAGAUGAUGAUGAGCCUGAUGUGUAUGAAAAUGCUAGUGAUGCCUCAGAUUCUGAUAGUGUGCCUGAGUUGAACCAUUUUGAUGAUGGUUUGAUUGAUAUGAAUGACAGUGGAGGCAGUGAUGUGCAAUCCCUUGGAGAAGAUUCAGAAUAUAGUGAUUUCUUGGUUGACAGUGAAUGGUUUGAAUCUGAUGAUGAUGUUGACUAUGAUGACCAUGUUGACUUCAGUGUAGAAUGGGGUGGCUUAAGAGAUAAACCAUCAGCAGACAGUCCAACUGUCAAAAAGACCACUAGAAGAUCUAAGAGACUGAAUAAAGUGGUUCAUGAAGAGGUGGCAUUCACUCCCAAAAAAAACCAAUUCACACAUCAUAAGUUCCCUGUUUUCAACCCUACAGUGGACAUGGCCAAUCCUCAAUUUCAACUUGGUCUCUGCUUCUCUGAUAUGAACACUUUCAGGGAUGCUGUGAAACAACAUGCUGUUAUAAAUGGCAGAGACAUUAAGUUCUCAAAGAAUGAGAAAAACAGAGUUCAAGCAGUAUGCAAACAUGAAAGUUGUCCUUGGAAUGUUUAUGCAUCAAAUAUGAGAGGUGAGGCUACCCUACAAAUUAAAACCAUCCAUGCAGUCCAUGAGUGUAAUAGAAAAGAGAAAGUUGCCUGUGCUACUUCUAGUUGGUUGGCCAACAAGUAUCAGGACAAAUUAAGAAGUGAUCCAAACUGGCCAGUUGACUCAAUGAUGAGUGUUGCUCAGAAAGACUGUAAACUGUUGUUCAGUAGACACCAAGUGUAUAGGGCCAAAGAAAAGGCUACAGAAAUGAACACUGGCUCAAGUGUGGAACAAUAUGGGCUUGUUUGGAGAUAUGCUGAAGAAAUAAGAAGAUGUAGUCCUAACACCACAAUUAGAAUCAAGACCAGAGAUGAUGGAGGCAAGCUGAAGUUCAAAAGAAUCUACCUAUGUUGGGGAGCACUGAAGCAGGGCUUUCUAGAGGGGUGUAGACCCAUAAUUUUCCUUGAUGGUUGCCACCUGAAGUCCUCUUAUGGGGGGAUUUUAUUAUCUGCUGUGGGGAUAGAUGCCAAUAAUGGUAUCUAUCCAUUUGCUUAUGCAGUUGUUGAGAAGGAGAAGAGAGAUUCAUGGGUGUGGUUUAUGGAGCUGUUGAAAACAGAUUUGGAGAUAGAAAACUGUGGUCUAUGGACUAUUAUGAGUGACAAACAGAAGGGAUUGGUUGAUGCAGUUGAUAUGGUGAUGCCUAACUGUGAGCACAGAUUCUGUGUGAUGCAUUUGUAUUGCAACUUCAAGCUCUCACACAGAGGAUUAGCUCUGAAAAAUAUCUUGUGGCAAGCUGCAAGGGCUUCAAGAGUUGUUGAUUUUGACAGAGUGUUGAGGGAGUUGGCUGCAAAAGACAAAAAAGCAUUUCAAUGGCUUGCCAAAAGGCCAGCAGCACACUGGUCUAGAGCAUAUUUCAGUUGCAAUUCCAAGUGUGACACUCUGCUGAAUAACAUGUGUGAAAGUUUCAAUGCCUUGAUUUUAAGGCCUAGGACUCUGUCCAUAAUUGACAUGUUGGAAGCUAUUAGGAUGAUUUUGAUGAAAAGGAUUCAUGUGAAGAGGGAUAAAAUGGCCAAAUACAGAGGGGAAAUAUGUCCUAAUAUCCAAAAGCAGCUGGAUGUUUCAAAAGAGAAAGCAAUGGAGUUUAUUGCACAUUGGAAUGGGAAGGAUCAAUUUGAGCUGGAGGGUUGUUUUGGUUCAAAGUUCAAAGUGAAUCUAGGAGAUAAAACCUGCAGCUGUAGAAGAUGGCAACUCAGUGGAAUCCCCUGUGCACAUGCAAUUGCAGGGAUGUUUCAUAUGGGCUAUUUACCUGAAAGUUAUGUGGACAACUUCUACAGAAAAGAAACAUAUUUGAGGGUCUAUAACCAUCUGAUGGACACACUUGAUGGCCAUGAAAGUUGGCCACAAUCAGGAAAGCCUAAAUUGCUUCCCCCUGACAUUGAAAAGAUGCCAGGAAGACCAAAGCUAAACACUAGAAGAAAACAACCUGGUGAAGCUAAUGGGCCAAAGGAUAUACCAGCAGCAACUAGCAAAGGCAUAGCAAAGAUUGGAAAGCUGGGCAGGCAAGGUGUGAUUAUGACAUGCAGUCACUGUCAAGAAAAGAGACAUAAUGCAAAGGGAUGUCCAUUGAGGAAAGCUAGUGGAAUUGGCCAAGUACCAACCACCACCAAAAGAAAGAGAAAAGAAAAGAAGACUGAUGUUGGAACUAGUGGAGUUGAAUCUUUUAUUCCUACUGCAACAAAAUCAAGUGGAGUUGAAACUGUUAAGCCUACAGUUGUUCCAACAAGAACAAAGUUACCAGUCACCAGAAGAGGAAGAGGCAAGAGACCAGUGGAUAAGGUUCAAGGUGGACUAAGAUUACUUGAUGAAGAGGAUGAUGAAAUGCAUAUACCUACAUUUCAAAGCACAUUUGGGAGCGAUUUACAGUUUGAAAACAAUGCUGAGAGUGAUUUGCAGAUUGACCUUGAUUUAAUUGAUGAAGUGUAUGCUGAAUUGAAAAUGCCUCCAGCUGAAAACAAUGAUGUCAAUAAAAUGCAAAAUGAGAGUGAAGUGCAUAUUGAAAGCAAUGUUGAGGUUGAAGAGAAUGCUCCAACUAAAAGAACAUGCAAGAAGAAACAAUCACAGCCACCUACAAAAGGGCCAAAUAAGAGUCUGGGGAUACCCAAAGCAAGAACACCAAGGAGACCAUUUUUUUCCUCAAAGAAUGCAGCCCCAAGUACACUUGAAAGCAGUCAACAAUCACAGCCACCUGUUCAAUCAAAAAAUGCAAGUGACAAAGGCAAGGCUGUAGUUGGAAGCACUCAACAAUCAAGAAAUUCAAAUGUUACAGACAAGAGUGCAGUUGGAAGCAAUUUCAAGCACUCAACAAUCUUGUCAAGUAGCCAGCAGUCUUAUCCAUUGACUCUUCAGCCAAUGAAGGCAAUGAUGAUAGACAUAUACAACAAGAAGCUCACAAUGCCAAGCACCCAACAAUCAAACACCUAA
Messenger RNA from Erythranthe guttata (spotted monkey flower), 4559 nucleotides. The record is from RefSeq and is a predicted model, not a curated record. NCBI's taxonomy places the organism in Eukaryota, Viridiplantae, Streptophyta, Magnoliopsida, Lamiales, Phrymaceae.